GUGACUGCGGGAGGCUUCACGUAAAAUUCAACACGCGACGAAACUCGGAUUUACGGACCUCACCUUUGCGCUCAGGUGUCAAAGUAAAGGUGUUUAAACCUCGCGUCCCCGCGUGUCUCCUCUCCGGCUUACCUGCAGUUACCGUCCUUUACUUUAGUGCAGUAUUAGAGUAGUUUUUUUCUUUCUUUUGGGGGCUGUGUCUGUGUUCAGAUGACGGCGCAGGUAGACUACCUGGUGGUGGUUUUCACCGCCACAUCUGGCGCGAGCGGAGAGCUGCUGGGGUCAGACGAGAAGGAGCUCGUGCAGUUGGUUUGGCAGCUGGUGGAUGUAAAGAACAAAAAGUUGGGCAAGCUGAAUGAGCUCCUCAUAAAGCCUGACCUCUCAGACUCGACAGAGGAAAAAGAGCAGGAGGAUUUGGUGGAGGAGAGAGAGGAAGAGGAGAAUAAACCCGGAGCAGAUGAUGUCUUCACCGCCACGAGUCUUGAGACAGCGUUAAACCUGUUUCAUCUACAGCUGACAAACGAGGUGAACAGCGCAGGCGCAGGCACGUCGGUGUGUUUGUGUACAGACGGGCAGCUCCACAUCCGCCAAGUUAUUCACCCCGAGGCCGCCAGCAAGAACAUCCUGGUCCCAGACUGUUUCUACUCUUUUGUUGACCUUCGGAAAGAAUUCAAGAAGCACUUCCCCACAUCUGACCUCAAGGCUUUGAAUGUACACAUCAUGGCAGAGUCUCUUAGUAUACCUGUUGAUUUGCCUGCCAUGUGGGAUCCCUCAGCCAUGCUGGAUCCGUCAGCCAUAUUGCCCGCAGAAGCAGCAGUACAACAGGUCCAGAUUAUGGGCAGCAUCGUCCUCGCUCUGCUUUCUGAGCCACUCAACCACACGUUUUCUACCCAGGAGAGAGUUAAUGAGAAGUUUGAGAGCGGCACUUGCAGUAAGAUGGAGAAAGUGGGUGACAACACGGUGAUCAGAGCCAGAGGUCUGCCGUGGCAGUCGUCUGAUCAGGACAUUGCUCGAUUCUUCAGAGGACUCAACAUUGCCAAAGGAGGUGCUGCCCUGUGUCUUAACGCUCAGGGGAGGAGGAACGGAGAAGCUCUUGUUCGUUUUGUCAGUGAAGAACACAGAGACCUGGCGCUGCAGAGACACAAACACCACAUGGGCAACAGAUACAUAGAGGUUUACAAAGCUACAGGAGAGGACUUCCUGAAGAUAGCAGGAGGUACCUCCAACGAAGUAGCGAUGUUCCUGUCCCGCGAAGACCAGAUCAUUGUGAGGAUGCGAGGUCUCCCCUUCACCGCUACACAUGAGCAGGUGCUCACCUUCUUCUCCCCGGGGGAGGGCCUAAAAGAGACGUGUCCGGUCAGCGGAGGGAGGGACGGCAUCCUAUUUGUUCGCUAUCCAGACGGGCGUCCCACUGGCGAUGCCUUUGUUUUAUUUGCCUGUGAGGAACACGCCCAGUGUGCCCUGAGGAAACACAAGGAAAUCCUGGGAAGAAGAUAUAUCGAGCUGUUCAAAAGUACAGCAGCAGAGGUCCAACAGGUGUUGAACCGGUACUCAUCGGCUCCUCUGAUUCCCGUGGCCCCGGCCCCCUUGGUGUCGAUGCUGCCCUCAGUUUCUCUCUUGCCCCCUCCUGGUGGUGUGAGGGACUGCCUGAGGCUGAGGGGUCUGCCGUACACAGCGAGCAUAGAGGACAUCCUCACCUUCCUGGGCGAGUUUACACACGAUAUCAGACCACAUGGCGUGCACAUGGUCCUCAACCAGCAGGGUCGUCCAUCAGGUGACUGCUUCAUCCAGAUGACCUCGGCAGAGCGUGCCAUUCAGGCCUCGCAGCGGCUCCAUAAGCACAUGAUGUCCAGCCAGCGGGGGGCCAACAGCCGAUAUGUGGAGGUGUUCCCCUGCAGCGCGGAGGAGAUGGGCCUGGUGCUGAUGGGAGGCUCCCUCUCACACACACAUACACACACACACAACCGGAACAGGAGUGGGACAGGGCUCAGCCCGCCGCCAUGUAAGUCCAGACGUUUAUCUCCACCGUCCUACUCCUUCGCCCCCGCUCCACCUAUCAUGUCUACAGAGGCUGCUGCUGCCCUUUAUCCUCCCAUCAGUCAGGUGCUGCUCGCCCCUCGCCCCCUGCCACCGGGACAUGCCUACUACCCCGCCUCAGCUCAGCUAUACAUGAACUACGCAGCCUACUACCCCAGUCCACCUGGCUCACCCAACACCGUAGGCUUCUUCCCCUCCCCCUCCUCCCUCUCCUCUCCCGGGGGGUUGGUGCGCAUGCCGGGUUUGACCUACAACAGCAACGGAGUCAAAGACCUCAUUAAUGCAGUGCAGGGAUACCAGUAUGCUCCCGAGGAUGCUCUCGUGCACGCCCACGGGGCUCUGCACGCUCACGACCCGACCGGGACUUUGCUUACGCAGCCCAAAGAAUGGAGUCCUGCGGAGUCCGUUUCCCUCCUGAGCAGCAGUCUGAUUGGUCAGUCCAGCGGAGGCGACGCUCCUCUCAUGUCCCUCCCCGCUCUCAUGACCAAGCCGGCAGGGCAGUACCUGGACCUGACCCUGCUGUAGGAUGACAAACACACAAAGGUCAUUUUGGUACAUGUCAAAGACUUGUAAUGUAUUGUUAGGUUGUUUUCUUUUUUAAAAAAUAGUCUUUUAGAUGUGUUAUUUAUAUCUUUAAGAACAGAAAUUAAUGUAUUUUAUACCAAAAUCAUUGUGGCCUUAGCCAAAAAAAUAGCAGUUUUUGUCUUAUAUUGCACAGUGUGUAUUUUAAAAGCUUUAUAGAGAUUUUUUAACAUGUUAUAUUAUAAUCACUAUGAUAUAUUUGCUAGCCAAACUAGAGAAGAAUGACCUAGCAGCAGCCGAGCUUAAUCUUUUCUGUAAGCUUUUCUGUGAAGAGUGAAAGUGUGUGAGAGUGUGUUUUAGUGUGAACGAGAUGAAAAUGAGUAUUAUGCAUGGCUGUGUCGAUACGUCUUAAUACUCAGUCUGUUUAUGCAAUACAUUUUAUGUGUUUAUAUACUUUGAUACAGUACACAGUGAUUGUAUGGAAGCUUUAGUGCAUGAAGAAGUUAGUCGUAAAACUUUUAAGAUGUUUACAUUAUGCCAAAUAUCAAUGCACUGCUAAUCAAUAAGACUACUGAUGACUAUAAUAGCAGUGUCUUUGAAUGAUACCAUACUGAACAUGUUACACUGUGAGUUUGUCGAAUCCUUGCAGCAAGCUUCACUCUCAAAAAUGUGACAUCUCACACUUAUUCGCCCCUCCUGCCCUCCUCUAUGUGCCCUUAUGGGUCCGUUUCCAUGUUGUGUAAUGCCAAUGUUGUCUUCUUGUUUUGGACGAACAUUUGAACAGAGGACAGCCCCAGUUCUCUGUAACCUAACCACAAGGACUCAUGUCACAAGCUCUCGUCUGACUGAAUGAAUCUCAGCAGACAGAGGUGGCUUCUGACAGAUUUUAGUACAUAUUUUAUUCAGAUAAAACUGCAAAGACGUGUCAGUCCAUCACACUUUCCUUUUCUUCUUUCCACCAUCUACACCGAUGCAGAGGAAUGUAACGGAGCAAACAGGGUCAGAAACCACUAAAACAUUUCUCUUUUUCACUUCAUCAUUCAGAAAGUAGACAGAAUGCAGUGGCGCCCCCCAGAAACCAAAAGCCGUAACUGAAUUUCAGGAAUUUGCUCACGCUGCUGAAGAAAAGUAGUUAAAAACUAUGUCACUAUGAGAGUUAAGUCCAGUUCAGACCAAAGAUUUGCGAUUAGAUGAGGUGAAGGUGGGCCAUGACCUGGGUGGCCAUGGCUCACCUUCACCCCCCUUUUGAGCGCCACUGAUGGAAAGUUGAGAAGGAAAGCAAAUGAAGGACAUUUCUGACGUGUAUCUUGUGAAUUUAAUUGCCAUUUUUGCCCUGCAAAGUUGCUGUUUUUGUUGCUGUACACACUUCCUGCGGCAGGACUUUAAACGCCUGCUCGGGACGUCCUGCUGUGGCAAUGCUGAAACAACAAUAAACAUAACAUGUGAAGUC
Molecule: messenger RNA, 4009 nt
Organism: Plectropomus leopardus (leopard coralgrouper)
Lineage: Eukaryota; Metazoa; Chordata; Actinopteri; Perciformes; Serranidae
Gene: esrp1
Product: epithelial splicing regulatory protein 1
Molecular function (GO): RNA binding
Source: RefSeq, a predicted model, not a curated record